Molecule: messenger RNA, 927 nt
Organism: Effrenium voratum
Lineage: Eukaryota; Dinophyceae; Suessiales; Symbiodiniaceae
Source: the annotation of a GenBank genome assembly
UUCCGAGUGCGGAUCCAUUUGCCUCCCUUGGCCCCAGUCGGCCACGCCCGAUGGCUAUGGAUCCGCCGCCGGCGAAAAAGAGGCGCCCCAUGGUGCCACUCUUCGGGGCGCCCGGGGCGGAGCCUUCCAAUGGACAGGCCUCUAAUGGCUCCAAAGAUGCAGUUGGUGAGGCGCAGUCUGACAAGGCAGUUGAAGCUGAGCCCGCAAAGGUUGAGGCUCCAGCAGAAGCUCCCAAGGCAUCCACGCCAGAGGAGAAGAGCGCACCGCCGGAGAAGCCCGCCUUGCCAAAGGAGGAGCCAGUGCUUUUGGCCAGUGCCAAGGCCCAGGAGCCCAGCACGGCGGAUGCCAAGGUGGCCAAGGAGGCAGCCAACGGCUCCUUUCCGCCGAAGGUCCGCGAGAAGAAAGCCUCCAGGAGCGUGGAGCAGCUCCCACCCGCCUCAGUCUAUGGCUUUGACGGCGGCCUAAAGGAGGAGAGCCGGGGCAAGGCCAUUGCCUUGCGCCUGGAGCCAUUGAAGGAGGGUCUGCCGGAGUACGAGAAGGUCCUGGGGGAACAAAAGCAGGCCGUGUCCAUCGGAACCAAUCGCGGGAAGGUGGACGUUGCGGUUCGAGACGAGGCGGUCAGCAAGAAGCACCUCUCGCUGUCGCUGGUAGGCAUCAAAGGUGAGCUGGCCUUGUGCGUGCUGGAUCACUCCACCAACGGCAGCUUCUUGAACGGGAACAGGCUCCCGGACAAGAACAAGCGCUACCGGAUCCGCAGCGGUGACAAGCUCACGCUGAAGUCCCCGGACAUCGAGCCAGACUAUGGCUGGAAGGUGGACUUUGGCAACACGGUGGCCUACUUCAGCCGUGCCUGAGACCAGCCUGAGCUGCGCGAUUCGCGGGUCUCAGGGAUAGCACGCGCGGAAUCCUAAACUUCAAACCUCCAAC